CUCCUGCCUCUGAGUGUCCACCUGGGCGAUGGCUGCGUAGUUGUCUGUCGGGCCAUUGGAGUCCUUUUGGAGGACAGACAAACGUUUACUCCGUUCUAAUAAAACGUGUACGAAUGCCAGGAUAAAGAAAUAAGGGACACAUUGUUGCCUUUUCUGCCUUCCAAGUGGCGUCGGAAGUCACCGCGGCCCCAGUGUGAGGCCCGAGCAGCGGCCCACGUGACCUCUGACGUUUCAGGCGAGUCCCUGUAAAAAGAAUGUGAGGGAGCGAUCCUGCUGCUCACCGAGGGGAUCCACGGUGGCUUCCCGACGUCCGCUUUGAGGAAGUCCAUAGAAGAAAAAAAAAAGAAAAGAAAAAGUUAGCUCACUCCCCGAAAGACAUUCUUCAUCCAGUAGACUCGAGAUGUUGGGCGAAGACAGCGAGGGACGAGAGGCUAUGAGCGUUUACUCUGUGACCCUCAGCGGCCCGGCGCCUUGGGGCUUCAGGCUUCAGGGCGGAAAGGACUUCAGCAUGCCCCUCACCGUGUCACGGCUGUCCCCGGGCGGCAAGGCAGCUCAGGCUGGUGUCGGGGUAGGAGACUGGGUGGUGUCCAUCAGCGACACUAACGCAGAAGACAUGACCCAUGUGGAGGCGCAGAACAAGAUCAGAGCAGCAACAGACUCGCUCACCCUCACCCUCAGCAAAGCUUUCAAAGCGGGAGGAGAAGGGAAGGACUCACUCGUGCCGGCUUCCGUGCAGCCAAAGUACUCCUUUGCCCCGAGCUCGGCCAUUAACAAGAUGGCGAGGCCAUUUACAGCAGGUGGUGGUAGAGCCAACUCAGGACCCGCUAUCAAACCCGUGGCAUACUCCCCUAAACUUAACACCCCGAGCUCACAGGGCCGUGCCGGUAUGCAGCAGCCACGGAAUGGCCUUGAGCCAACUCUCUCACCUGCCAAGGCCCAGGCAGCAGAUAAACCAGAUGGCUCCAAGACUGCAGCUGCCAGCUCGGGUCCCUCCUCACGACCACCGUGGGUCACCGAUCCCAACUUCGCCAACCGCUUUCGCCCAGACAAGACGAGCACGGUUGUGACUCAGCACCAGCAGCCGGCCCAGCCGACGCCGAUGCAGAACCGCAGCUCCAUCCUGCAGGCUGCGCAGCAUGCGCCCGACGACGGCGCGACUACGCCGCUGUGUGGGGCCUGCAACAAAAUCAUCCGCGGUCGGUAUCUGGUGGCGCUGGGACGUUCUUGGCACCCGGAGGAGUUCACAUGUUCACAGUGUAAAGUGGUCCUGGAUGAGGGGGGCUUCUUCGAGGAGAAAGGGUCCGUCUACUGUGCAAAGUGCCACGAUAGCCGAUAUGCUCCUAACUGCGCCAAGUGCAAAAAGAAGAUCACAGGGGAAAUCAUGCAUGCCCUCAAGAUGACCUACCAUGUUGAGUGUUUCAAGUGUGCAGCCUGCAAGACUGCAAUCAGGAACCAAGCCUUUUACAUGGAGGAGGGAGAACCCUACUGUGAGAAAGACUACGAGAAGAUGUUCGGCACCAAAUGCCACGGCUGUGACUUUAAGAUUGAUGCCGGGGAUCGGUUUCUGGAGGCCUUGGGCUACAGCUGGCACGACACGUGCUUCGUCUGCGCUCUCUGUCAAAUCAACCUGGAGGGGAAGACGUUCUACUCGAAGAAGGACAAGCCUCUGUGCAAAGGCCAUGCCUUCGCUCCAGUGUGAGAGCCAGCCUGGUCUUAACCACACCCCCCCGCCCUCUGGCACACUCGUACACGUUCUACUUCUCUCCACACACCUCGUCACACUUUGCUUCAAUAUUUGAGGCUUACUUUUAGCUUCGCGUGAUAGGACCUGCGUUACUGCCUGUAACACCGAACGCUGUUGUCCAGCUGGAAGUAGUCAAGAAAUCGCUUUGUGUCCUGACUAACUGGUUGACUAUGCUUUGUAUGUUUGGAUCAGACAUUAAAAAGUGCAGCCGCGGUUGCUCUAGAUUUAUUUAGUAGUUUGUAGAGAAGAAUUCCAACAUAGCUGUACUCAUCUCACCCUUGUUCAAUCUGAAGUGAGACUAAGUCCGUAUCUUGCAAGGUGAAGGAGUUGCCUAGCCUUUAAUAACGUGCAUAUUGCAGUAAUGAUCCUCU
This is a messenger RNA of Pungitius pungitius (ninespine stickleback), 2115 nucleotides long. It is a transcript of the gene pdlim7, whose product is annotated as PDZ and LIM domain 7. The record is from RefSeq and is a predicted model, not a curated record. The transcript is spliced from 12 exons. Gene Ontology annotation, cellular component: Z disc; adherens junction; stress fiber. Gene Ontology annotation, biological process: heart development; actin cytoskeleton organization; muscle structure development. Bases 401 to 1699 code for a protein of 432 amino acids. Gene Ontology annotation, molecular function: muscle alpha-actinin binding; actin binding. NCBI's taxonomy places the organism in Eukaryota, Metazoa, Chordata, Actinopteri, Perciformes, Gasterosteidae.